UCACUCAGUGUAAUGUACGAGUAAAUAAGGAAAUUACAGUAAAAACCAGUAUAAAACGUUGAAAACAACUUCGAAAAUUAAUAUAUUUGUUAUUUAUGUUUUUCUAUACAUACAUGAAUUCUGUAUCCAGACCUGCGAUAACUUUUUUAGCCGCUGGGCCAAAUCCAAUUAAUAGCAAGUACUUAAUAUAGAAUUUAUGCGAAGAAGAUGAAUAAUCUAUUAUUGAUUUUCCUGGUGAUCACUUUAAAAAGUGCUCUACCAAGUUAUGUAUACGAGACGAAAUAUUUCACAGUGCCGGUUGACCAUUUUAGUUUUACUAAAAAUGAUACAUUUAAGAUGAAAUAUCUGAUAAAUGAUUCCUACUGGGAUUCGUCCAAUGGACCAAUAUUUUUUUAUACCGGUAACGAAGGGGUGAUUGAAAUGUUUUGCAAUAGUACAGGUUUCAUGUGGGAGAUUGCUGAAGAGUUUAAAGCGCUUGUGGUAUUCGCCGAGCACAGGUACUACGGUGACUCCUUGCCGUAUGGGAAUGCUUCGUUCGACGACAAGCAGCAUAUAGGUUACUUAACGUCGCAACAAGCACUUGCCGACUACGUGGAUUUGAUUGAGCACUUAAGACCAAAAUCACAUGACAAACCACCCACGAUUGAUUAUGGCGAGUACGAUACUCAAACGGUGGACACAAGAUCCAAUCCGGUUAUCGUUUUUGGCGGAUCAUACGGGGGUAUACUGGCCGCUUGGUUAAGGAUGAAGUAUCCCGCUUCUGCCGAAGGGGCUAUUGCUUCGUCGGCUCCGAUAUGGCUUAUUGAAGGACUGACACCUUGCAACGCAUUCUACAGAGUGGCGUCAUCUGUCUAUAUGGCAACCAGCAAAGAGUGUGGUCAGACAAUUCGAUCUUCGUGGAAAGCCAUCGAUGACGUCACUACAACAGACAAAGGUAAAGAAUGGUUAUCAAAUCAAUGGAAACUCUGUUGGCCUUUAAAAAAUUCUACCGACGUUACAAAGCUAAAAAGUUGGGCUAAAAGAGCAUAUGAAAAUAUGGCUAUGGCGAAUUAUCCGUAUCCUGCCGAUUUUUUGAUGCCAUUGCCGGGAAAUCCUAUUAAGGAAUUUUGUAAGCCAUUAACAAAUUCUCAAAGCGACUGUUAUACACUUUUAUCAUCGGUCUUCGAGGGUUUGAAAGUGUACUUCAACUACACCGGUUCUUCCCAAUGUCUUGAUGUUCAUGGUACGGUUAAGCCUAGUAGAAAAGCAUUUUCUUACCAAAUUUGCACCGAGUUGAUGAUUCCCUUGUGUACUAACGGCAUCAAAGAUAUAUUUGAGAAGUCUCCGCAAAAUUAUACAGAAGACGCUGAUUAUUGUUAUAAAGAAUACGGCGUUUAUCCGGCAAUAGGUUUAGCCGAGAAGAUUUACGGCGGUAAACACCUCAUCGCAUCGUCAAACAUCAUAUUUAGUAAUGGCCUAUUGGAUCCUUGGUCUAGCGGUGGAGUGUUGCACGACAUUUCUAACACCGUACAAGCUGUCAUAAUGCCAGAUGCUGCACACCAUUUGGACUUGAGAGCGUCGAACGCCGAGGACCCUCAAUCGGUGACCGAAGCCAGGAAGUACUACAAAAAAACUAUUAAAAGAUGGGUUGACGGUUACCGCAAAAACAACUAAAUCUUGAUGCAAACCUCAUCAUCGAUUACUGGUCUGACAAAACAAAUAUUUUUUGUAUGUAUCUAUGACCGUAAGUCAUGAUUGCAGUAAAAUGUUUUUUUUU
Messenger RNA from Adelges cooleyi (spruce gall adelgid), 1756 nucleotides. RefSeq names its product lysosomal Pro-X carboxypeptidase-like. The transcript has 8 exons. Gene Ontology annotation, biological process: proteolysis. NCBI's taxonomy places the organism in Eukaryota, Metazoa, Arthropoda, Insecta, Hemiptera, Adelgidae. The record is from RefSeq and is a predicted model, not a curated record. The coding region runs from base 208 to 1653 and encodes 481 amino acids. Gene Ontology annotation, molecular function: serine-type exopeptidase activity; dipeptidyl-peptidase activity.